AAAAGAGAGAGAGAGAGAGAGAAAAAAUGCAAUCGUAAAGCGCGUUUUCUUCUUUCCUCCCUCCCAAACUUUAUCUCAAAAGGAUCGCCGACUUUUUAUGGGCUCGAAUCAACUGCAGAUGAAACUUUUCUUGUCGUGCGUAAAGGUGAGGGGCGCGCCAAAGUGAACAUGUGCCUCUGGGACAAAAGAGGGGAAAAAAUGCUCCGAAGAUGUCAACAUUGCUUUACCACCCACUCGAAAUCGAUUGCAUUACCUUCAAGAAGGUGGCACUCGGUAUAAAUAGCUACGCAAUUUUUCAAGAAAGACGGCGUUGAGCACAAUCUGCAGGCUGUUCUUUCUCUCUCCUAUCGGAACUGCAGACAACGCCUGGAAGAAUUUCCUCAAGACAACUGUGUCCACUCUCUAGGACAUAAGCAUCUCCUCAACCGUCAAGCCAUGCAUGUGGAGAGGAAAUGGCACAUACUGUUGACCAUCUUCUUUCUGCUCAUCUCCUCGGGUCAAUGCAUGGACAGCAAAGAGGUCAAGCAGAAUGAGAGAAGGACCCUGUUGGAUCUAAUUUUACAGGUUAUCAAGGACAGCCAGCAACGGGACAAACCCGUGUCUAGGCGCUGUGGCAGUGGACUCCACACCUCAGCACAAGACUUCAAGUCCUCUUCCCGGGAAAAGCCUUUGUAUGUCCCUAGGCUGGAUAACACUAGACUCAUAGUGAUUAGGUCAUGUGAAACUAACAGUCUUUUUUCUUACCRUUUCUUUCUUUUAGAUUACAAAAGGUGUGCAAGAUUGCUAACGCGAUUAGCAAUGAGUCCGCUCUGCAUGCAGUCAUAGGUUUUGUAUGUCGCCAUAUAACGGAAGAGGGAUCAAUGUGUUGCCAAGGAAGUGCCUUCAAACCCACAGCAGACAUGAGGACGUUCUUUCUGUGUGUGUUUAUAGUGUCUAUGUUUUUGCUGUUGGUGUUGUCAUAACUCAAAAUGAUUGAACGGACAUUGUUGGUUGUUUGUGAGUGGAAUGGACCAUAUAUUUGUAAGCAAAUAAUUUAAUAUCAAAUACAUCUAUUUAUUGAAAGGACAUAUAAGUAUAUGUAAGGAUUUAACAGUCACUGAGAAUCCGAUCAUUUUGGUUAUAAAGGUCAUGAGUGAUGGAAAGAAAAUGUAUUCGCUUUAUUUUCUAUACAAAUUCCACUUUUGCUAAUUUGCUGAUGUUAUACUCCAUCUUUGUCUUCAUCACAUUUUAUUUGGCACUUGAGUGAUUGUUGACAAUAAAACCAUAUAAAAUAACGACAAUGGUGACAACUCACUGCAUUACUGAAUAAAGAAUACUGAAGCACA
Molecule: messenger RNA, 1325 nt
Organism: Poecilia reticulata (guppy)
Lineage: Eukaryota; Metazoa; Chordata; Actinopteri; Cyprinodontiformes; Poeciliidae
Source: RefSeq, a predicted model, not a curated record